AUGCGCAGAAGCGAGCAGUGGCGUCCACGCAGCGCCGCGCCGCCGCCACGCGCCAGUCUGCCUGCGGUGCUCCGCCUGCGAGGACGCUGCAGCGAGGAGGGCUUCCCGCCCUGCGCCGGCGCGCGACGUGUUGCAGACCAGUCGAGGGGCACGCCCGCGAAAAGAAAACAACGGUGGAGUGUGGAGGUGUGGAGGGUGGAGGGUGGAGGGUGGAGGUGUGGAGGGUGGAGGGCGGGCCCAGGGGAGGCUCCAGGCAUCACUCCAGAGGCAGCAACCCCCGGCCACAAUGGCCCUCGCGCCGGCAUCAAGUGGUCUCACCCGCGCGUGCGCGAGCUGGUGGUUGAAGAGGCGCGGGGGGCAGAGGGCCUGCGGUGUAGAGCACCAGCUGGGGUCUCUGGUCGCCGGAGGAACGUGCGACUCAUAGAGCCACGAGUGCUCGACCUCGGCAGUCGCCAGGCACGCCCCCGGAGUCCCACACCCGCCCCCGGAGUCCCACACCCGCCCCCGGAGUCCCACACCCGCCCCCGGAGUCCCACACCCGCCCCCGGAGUCCCACACCCGCCCCCGGAGUCCCACACCCGCCCCCGGAGUCCCACACCCGCCCCCGGAGUCCCACACCCGCCCCCGGAGUCCCACACCCGCCCCCGGAGUCCCACACCCGCCCCCGGAGUCCCACACCCGCCCCCGGAGUCCCACACCCGCCCCCGGAGUCCCACACCCGCCCCCGGAGUCCCACACCCGCCCCCGGAGUCCCACACCCGCCCCCGGAGUCCCACGCCCGCCCCCGGAGUCCCACACCCGCCCCCGGAGUCCCACACCCGCCCCCGGAGUCCCACACCCGCCCCCGGAGUCCCACACCCGCCCCCGGAGUCCCACGCCCGCCCCCUGGGGCAGGGGGGGGGCAGGGAGGGGGGCGGGGCGAGGAAACCCCCGCUCGUCUCGCGAAGAGGAGGAGGUGAAACGCCGACCGCCGAAUGA
Bacillus rossius redtenbacheri is the source of this 978-nucleotide messenger RNA. Its product is annotated as splicing factor 3A subunit 2-like. The record is from RefSeq and is a predicted model, not a curated record. Bases 1 to 978 code for a protein of 325 amino acids. Lineage: Eukaryota; Metazoa; Arthropoda; Insecta; Phasmatodea; Bacillidae. The transcript has 3 exons.